Cooperia oncophora is the source of this 339-nucleotide messenger RNA. The record is from the annotation of a GenBank genome assembly. NCBI's taxonomy places the organism in Eukaryota, Metazoa, Nematoda, Chromadorea, Rhabditida, Trichostrongylidae.
AUGGUUUACACGAGUCGUCGCGAAAUGGAUAACAGAAACUGCAUUACAUUCAGAAAGAUCAGAAAAGGUGGCUCGAAAAGUGCUUGUGAAGACCGAAGUUUCGAAAAAAAUCAUUUUCUGUCGCAGUUCUUUCGCACCACUUAUUCGGACAUGCUUUUAAACCCUUUUAUACGCGUGCUUAUUAUCAUUUCUUUCCUCGUCUAUCUGGGUGUAGCGAUUUGGGGUUGCACUGAGGUGAAACUCGGACUUGAACCGAACGACUUAUUGCCAGACAACUCGUAUGGAAAGCAAACGCUUCGCCUCGCCGAGAAGUAUUUCGCUGGUAACAACCUUUGUUGA